AUGACAAUGCAACAUACAGCCUGGAAGAAGGCAAUUUCGAAUUUGAAUACGCCAUCAUCCAGGGGCCCCAGUAAUAUCAAUGGCUCAACCCCAUUGUCGCUGUGGUCUGCGCGGAGCACCGCAAAUAGCAGUCGGUACUCGAUAGCAUCGACUUCUCCGUAUACUUCCAUAUCCAAGUCACAAAAACAAAAGAAAAGUCUCGACCGGGACUUCUUCGUCUCGGUUCUCGAGACUUCAGUCACUAAGCGAGAUGCCAAGGCUUACAUGAAUAAGUUCGUGCCCCUUCUGGAAAAGAAAGGGGCAACAUACUUCAAGCAGCGUGCUGCGCAAACUCGUCUAGGAAAUAAUAUAAGCCCCAUAGCGGUAGCCGCUUUGGCUGAGAAUGCGGAGGAAAGGAAGGAUGCUGUUGCCGGAUUUAAACCCGAAGUUGAUCUUCCCUUCCAAGUGCCCUUAUAUGUUGCCUUGGUCAAGUUUCGUGCUCCCCAGGAGGCCAACGAUGCCACUCUAGAUGGCGUGGGGAAAACACUCAGCCAACUCCGGAAACUUGGAUUAAUUAGUAUCGUCGUGGUCGACUGCGGAAAUACCGGGGGAAAUGAGGCUGCUCAACGGCAGACUGCUACUAUCCAAGCUAACCGCAUCGCUAUGGCGAUAGACAACUAUGAUGCUCCCGGGGCGCGGGUUAUUGACUCACCAAUUACCAUUGAAAGUACGACCGAGGGAUCCGCUUCACCGUUUACCUCCCAGGGCCUCUUCAUCGGCAAUCCAAAUGAUUUGAUGGCCGCCUUGCAGGAGGAGGUGGUCCCCAUCAUCUCUUCAUUCGGGUAUACUGCUGAUGCUUGUACGGUCAAGCCAGUCAACGUAAAUGAUGCCAUUUUAGCUCUUACUAGACAAUUAUCAGGUCUUCAGUUCCUGGGUCAGCCUAUUGAAGAUUCAAAGGCCAUACAACCCUCGAGAUCUGCCGAGGUGUAUCGGCUUAUCGUAUUGGAUCCACUGGGAGGAAUUCCUGCGAAAAACCGAGCGACUGGAAGGCACUUGUUUCUGAACCUGGAGCAAGAAUUCCAGGAGGUCCGAAACGACCUGUUAAAGGCGACGUCGCCGAACGCGAACGGUCCAAGUCAUGCUAAUUUACAGCAUUUGGAAAAUGCUGACUUAGCAAUGAAUGUACUGGCCAUGCUGCCCCCUACUUCUUCUGCUGUAAUCACGACCCCACAGGAAGUAGCAAACGAGCGAAGCCCAGAGGAUAACGGCGUGGACUGGGCGCUUGUUGGUACCAGGCGGGGGCAGAACCCAUUGAUCCAUAGCCUCUUGACCGACAAGCCGACCCAGUCUUCGUCCUUACCCUCCGAGCGUUUCAGGCAUUUCACGUCAUCGUCUGGAAUGGCUCAGAUAGGCUCUCUGACGACCUUGGCUAAACGUGGGAUGCCCUUAACUAUAUUCCCGGACCCCCGAGUUACUCGGUGGAAACCACCUCAGCCGGGACAGAGCGGUCUCAAUCUAACGGAUCCAUGCAUAGACCUUCCUAGACUUGUCAAUUUGAUAGAAGACUCCUUCGGGAGAAAACUUGACGUUGAAGAUUACUUGAAAAGAGUUCAUGGGAAUUUGGCAGGUAUCAUUAUCGCGGGGGAGUACGAAGGGGGAGCCCUAUUGACGUGGGAGAAACCUCCCGGCCUGGAUGGCUCCGAAGCAGAUGUCUCGAGCCGACUCGUGCCGUACUUGGAUAAGUUCGCAGUCCUCCGUAAGAGUCAGGGUGCUGGAGGAGUGGCUGAUAUAAUUUUUAAUGCCAUGGUCCGAGACUGCUUCCCAGAGGGGGUAUGUUGGAGAAGUAGAAAGAACAAUCCGGUCAACAAGUGGUAUUUCGAACGUUCUAGAGGCUCGAUGAAGUUUCAAGAUAUGAACUGGACGAUGUUUUGGACGACACCGGGCUUGGCUCUGGACGAGCAGAGAUUCCAGGAUUAUGAGAGCGUAUGCCGGAGCAUCGAGCCGUCAUGGGCGGAAAAGAAACAGGAGGUUGACUAG
Messenger RNA from Hypoxylon fragiforme, 2016 nucleotides. Its product is annotated as N-acetylglutamate synthase. Bases 1 to 2016 code for a protein of 671 amino acids. NCBI's taxonomy places the organism in Eukaryota, Fungi, Ascomycota, Sordariomycetes, Xylariales, Hypoxylaceae. The transcript has 3 exons. Gene Ontology annotation, biological process: L-arginine biosynthetic process. Gene Ontology annotation, cellular component: mitochondrial matrix. The record is from RefSeq and is a predicted model, not a curated record. Gene Ontology annotation, molecular function: arginine binding; L-glutamate N-acetyltransferase activity, acting on acetyl-CoA as donor.